UCGGACGGGUAAUGCUUGUGCAGCGCAAACAGGGCCACAACGAGGCCGGCAAAUACUUCGCUAUGAAAAUACUAGACAAACAAAAAGUAGUGAAACUAAAACAAGUGGAACACACUUUAAAUGAGAAACGAAUUUUACAUGCGGUUGACUUCCCAUUCCUGGUUCACCUAGAUGCACACUUCAAGGAUAAUAGUAACCUAUAUAUGGUUAUGGAUUAUGUUCCGGGAGGAGAGUUGUUCUCCCAUUUAAGACGAAUAGGAAAGUUUAGGAUAAUAGUAACCUAUAUAUGGUUAUGGAUUAUGUUCCGGGAGGAGAGUUGUUCUCCCAUUUAA
Messenger RNA from Oppiella nova, 332 nucleotides. The record is from the annotation of a GenBank genome assembly. NCBI's taxonomy places the organism in Eukaryota, Metazoa, Arthropoda, Arachnida, Sarcoptiformes, Oppiidae.